Messenger RNA from Zingiber officinale, 2100 nucleotides. Its product is annotated as serine/threonine-protein kinase UCN-like. The record is from RefSeq and is a predicted model, not a curated record. The transcript is spliced from 3 exons. Gene Ontology annotation, molecular function: ATP binding; protein serine/threonine kinase activity. Gene Ontology annotation, biological process: protein phosphorylation. Gene Ontology annotation, cellular component: nucleus; cytoplasm; plasma membrane. The coding region runs from base 217 to 2100 and encodes 627 amino acids. NCBI's taxonomy places the organism in Eukaryota, Viridiplantae, Streptophyta, Magnoliopsida, Zingiberales, Zingiberaceae.
CCUGCUUAAAAUAAAUUUUUGGGUGAGAUGGGUCUUGUAUUGCCUCCACUUACUGUUUGCAGACCUCAAUUUUUGGGUGAGAGGAACACACGGAGCUUGAGCGCUUGAGCUGCUUCAAGAAGAACAAGAAUCGAGCGAGAUGUGGAAACAGAGACCAUUGAGGCAAACACUCAAACACGUUACCUGCAUUGUAUAGGUUGGUUGAUCCAAAUUCAAAUGGAUGAGGAGGUGGUGUUGGAUUUGAACCAGAUCAGGGCGGUUCGCGUCCUGGGCCGUGGAGCCAUGGCCUCGGUCUUCCUCGUCAGCGCCGCACCCGGCAGUCGCCUCCCCACGCUCUUCGCCCUCAAGGUGUUCGACAAGCAGUCCGCCGCCAAACCCCACGCUCUCCGCCGCGCCCGCUGGGAGCUAUCCCUAUUGUCCCGCCUCUCAGCCGCUCCCGGUGAUCACCACCACCCGUUUCUCCCUUCCCUCCUUGGCUCCGUCGAGACGCCGGACCUCCUCGCUUGGGCGAUCCCCUUCUGCCCCGGCGGCGACCUCCACGCCCUCCGCCGCUCCCUUUCUCCUUCCAACGAGGAGGCGUUCUCCGCGGACGCGAUCCGCUUCUACCUCUCGGAAAUCGUCACCGCUCUCGCCCACCUCCACUCCAUGCGCGUCGCCUACCGCGACCUCAAGCCAGAGAACGUCCUCCUCCGUUCAUCCGGCCAUAUUAUGCUCGCCGAUUUCGAUCUCUCCCGCCACCUCCCUGCCAGAUCGACCACCCACUCCUCCCUUCCUCCUCCACUUCCCUCCGACAACCACAGCCACGCCCCCCGGAGGAAACUCACACGCGUGUUCUCCUUCGGCGCCGCGGACGACCAGAUCAAGAAAGGGAGGUCGGCGAGAGUCUCCCCGGCGAGUCGCCGUAGGACGAGUUCCUCGUCCAUCUCGAAAUCCAGAGAAGGAUCCGGUGGUGACGACGAGCGGUCGUUCUCGUUCGUGGGGACGGAGGAGUACGUGGCGCCGGAAGUGGUGCGCGGCGAAGGGCACGGCUUCGCGGUGGACUGGUGGGCGCUUGGGAUCCUGGCGUACGAAAUGGCAUACGGACAGACGCCCUUCCGGGGGCGGAACAGGAAGGAGACGUUGCGCAACAUUCUUACGCUGCCGCCAAUGUUCCCAGGCCGGCGGCGCACCGAUCUCACUGACAUUAUCGAGCGGCUCGUGGUCAAGGACCCGGAGAGGAGAUUAGGGUUUAGUGGGGGUGCGGAGGAGGUGAAGGCGCACCCUUUCUUCGAUGGGGUGAAAUGGGAGCUUUUGCCAGAGGUGGCACGGCCUCCGUUCCUGGCGCCGGUAGCUCAUAGAGAAAUAACAUAUAGUGCAUCUACAAACUCUGGUUUUGUCCAAUCUCAAAAGGAUGCAGAUGAUAUGCAAGGAUUAGUUUACGAGGCAUUUGGUAUUCCAGAGCAUAAUGAUAGUAUUAAUAGUACAUCAGCAUUUGAAAAUGAUAAGGAGAUUCCAACUAGAGAGGUAGAGAAAUUCUAUAAAUUAAUUGAUGAUUCACAAAAGGAAUUAUAUCCAGGUGUUGUAAAAAUAAGGGGAAUUUACGGGUGUUACAGUAAGAUUGGUAUAUUUGUUUUAAGAUAUGUUGAUUAUGAUCAUUUAACGGUUGAUGGAUUUAUCAAAGAUUAUACUCAUUGGGUAGCUCAUGGAGAAAUAGCAUAUAGUGCAUCUACAAACUCUGAUUUUGUCCAAUCUCGAAAGGAUGCAGAUGAUAUGCAAGGAUUAGUUUACGAGACAUUUGGGAUUCCAGAGCAUAAUGAUAGUAUUAUCAGUACAUCAGCAUUUGAAAAUGACAAGGAGAUUCCAACUAGAGAGGCAGAAAAAUUCUAUAAAUUAAUUGAUGAUUCACAAAAAGAAUUAUAUCCAGGUUGUAAGAAAUUCUCAAAACCUGCAUUUAUUAUUCGUUUGCUUCACUUGAAGUGUCGAGGGAAAAUGACCAACAAGAUUUUUGAUAUGCUUUUAAAUUUAUUGAGAGAAGCAUUUCCAAAUGCAAUGGAUGAUUUGCCUAAGUCGUACUAUGAAGCAGAAAAAUUGAUGAAUCAAUUAGGACUUGGUUACGAAUAG